AUGAACGAGUCACUUGACUGUAUCAUAGCCAUAGAUUUUGGCACGGCAUACAGUGGCUAUGCCUUCAAUAUUACACCCAAAGCGAAAGAAACUGAACCCUUUUUGAAGAGAUGGGGAAAAGAGCAUGGACAGGACACUCCAAAGACGCCAACAUGCAUUCUAUUUGAUGAACAAGAAGAAUUUCUGCAGUUUGGUUAUGAAGGUAAAACAACCUAUAUCAAGAUGCAUGGAGAAGAAGCAAAGAGACAUUACUUUUUUGAAAACUUCAAGAUGGAAAUCUAUAGCAAAAAACUCAACAGAGAUUUGAUGAUUAAAGCUGCAAAUGGGAAGUCAGUGACAGCCUUUAAGGUGUUUACAACAGCACUGUGGUAUCUGAAGGAAGACGCACUGAAGAGCAUAAAUGCCAACACAGAGGGAAGGAAAUUCAUAUCCUCUGACUUCACCUGGGUGUUGACUGUACCUGCCAUCUGGGAUCCAUCAGCAAAGCAGUUCAUGAGAGAAGCUGCGACUCAGGCAGGAAUCGUUACAGAAGGAAAUCAACACAGCCUGAUCAUUGCACUGGAACCAGAGGCAGCCUCAGUCUGGUGUAAGAAGCUGCCAGCUGAUGGCUUUAUCACACAGAAUCAUGAUGGAGGAUCACUGGAUCAGUCUCCAGGAACACAGUACAUAGUUGUGGACUGUGGAGGUGGAACCAUUGACAUCACUGUUCAUGAAGUCCUGGAUGGAGGAGCCCUGAAGGAACUGCACAAGGCCUCAGGAAAUGAUUUGGGAGGACAAUCUGUGGACAGAAAAUUCAAAGAGUUCCUCAGAGAAAUCUUCAGUGAUGGUGUCUGGGAUAAAUAUGAGGAAAACUUUCCAAGUGAGGUUCAGAGGAUAAUGUAUGAUUUUACAUUUUUCAAACAGGUAGAUGAUGAUGUUCAGAUGUCCUGUCCAUAUAACCUGGGAACACUGGCUCAGAAAAUACAGGAAAUAGAAAAGUUCUUUGAAUCAGUGGAAGGUGCUUCCUGGGACUGUGGAGCAAUCAGAAUCUCUAAAGAGAAACUGAGGUCUUUCUUUGCUGAGAGUCUGAAGGGCAUCACCAAGAGUCUCAGCGACAUAUUAAAGAAUGAUUUCAGUAUCGAGUACAUUCUGUUAGUGGGGGGAUACGCAGAAAGCAAGAUUCUACGUCAACAUGUGAUUGAUCAGUUUGGUGAUCAGUGUAAAGUUCUGUGUCCUUUUAGGCCCCAGGAAGCAAUCCUGAAGGGAGCAGUAAAGUUUGGAAGAAGCCCAGGGUUGGUGGCAUCUCGAAAAAGUGCUUUCACUUAUGGUUUUGAGACUUCUAAGACAUUUGAUGAGUCUAACCACCCGCCAGACAAGAAGUUUGUCAACACAGAGGGUGUGUGGUGCUGUAGCAUUUUUAAUAAACUGGUGGAAAUUGAUGAGGAUGUUUGCUGGAAUGAAAUUAGACAUCACACCUUAUAUCCCCUGGAAGCAGAUCAGACAAAGAUGAGCUUUAGCUUUUACUGCACAGAAAAAAAAAGUCCAAUGUAUGUGGAUGAGGAAGAAAUAAAGAAAUUGUGCUCAUUUGUUGUUGACAUGCCUGACAUUACAGGAGGUACCCAUCGUCAAGUCAAACUGAAAAUAAAGUUUGGCUUCACAGAAAUGACAGCCACGGCCAUUGACAAAGAUUCUGGAUCAACAAAGUCGAUCAAGCUCAACUUCUGGACUAAAUCAUGUUGUUAA
Molecule: messenger RNA, 1722 nt
Organism: Pelmatolapia mariae (spotted tilapia)
Lineage: Eukaryota; Metazoa; Chordata; Actinopteri; Cichliformes; Cichlidae
Product: heat shock 70 kDa protein 12A-like
Exons: 4
Coding region: 1-1722 (573 amino acids)
Molecular function (GO): ATP binding; ATP-dependent protein folding chaperone
Source: RefSeq, a predicted model, not a curated record